GCGACUCAGGCCAGAGGAAGGGGCGAUGAAGAGGUGGUUCUACGGCAGUGGUACGGAAGUGCUGCCAAACUUUUGCGGCGGCGACACGGGUUUUACGGUGGUGGUACGGAAGGGCUGCCGAAAUUCUGCGGCGACGACGCGGGUUUUGCGGUGGUGGUACGGAACUGCUGCCGAAAUUUUGCAGCGGCGACUCGGGUUUUACGGGGGUGGUAAGGAAGUGCUGUCUAAUUUCUGUGGCGGCGACGCAGGUUUUUACGGCGGUGGUACGGAAGUGCUGCCGAAUUCCAAGGACGUCGACACGGUUUUUACGGCGGUGGUGAAAGCACUGUCGGAUUUCUGUGGCGGUGGCACUAAGUUUGAUGGUGGUGGUGAGGAAGCGCUGUCGGAUUUCAGUGGCGGCGGCACUAAGUUUGACGGUGGUGGUGCGGAAGGGCUGUUGGAUUUCUGCGGCGGCGGCACUAAGUUUGACGGUGGUGGUGCGGAAGCGCUGUCGGAUUUCUGCGGCGGCGGCACUAAGUUUGACGGUGGUGAUGCGGAAGCGCUAUUGAAUUUCUGCGGCGGCGGCACUAAAAUUGACGGCGGUGGUGCGGAAGCCCUACCGAAUUUCUGCGACGUCGACGCGGGUUUUACGACAGUGGUGCGGAAGCGCUGUUGGAUUUCUGCGGCGGCGGCACUAAGUUUAACGGUGGUGGUGCGGAAGCGCUGUCGGAUUUCUGUGGCGGCGGCACUAAGUUUGACGUUGGUGGUGCAGAAGCGCUAUCGGAUUUCUGUUGCAGCGGCACUAAGUUUGACGGUGGUGGUGCGAAAGCGCUCUCGGAUUUCUGCGGCAGCGACACUAAGUUUCACGGUGGUGGUGCGGAAGCGCUGUCGAAUUUUUGCGGCGGCGGCACUAAGUUUGACGGUGGUGGGGAUUGAUAGGGCCGCUACACUGGAAUCGGAUGGAAUGUGGUUUCUACGGCGGUGGUACGAAAACGCUGCCGAAUUUCUGCGACGUCGACGCGGGUUUUACGGCGGUGGUGCGGAAGCGCAAUCGAAUUUCUGCGGCGGCGACACUAAGUUUGACGGUGGUGGUGCGGAAGCGCUGUCGGAUUUCUGCGGCGGCGACACUAAGUUUGACGGUGGUGGUGCGGAAGCGCUGUCGGAUUUCUGCGGCGGCGGCACUAAGUUUGACGUUGGUGGUGCGGAAGCGCUGUCGGAUUUCUGCUGCGGCGGCACUAAGUUUGGCGGUGGUGGUGUGGAAGCGCUGUCGGAUUUCUGCGGCGGCGACACUAAGUUUGACGGUGGUGGUGCGAAAGCACUGUCGAAUUUUUGUGGCGCCGACACGAAGUUUGACGGUGGUAGUGCGGAAGCGCUGUCGAAUUUCUGCGGCGGUGACACUAAGUUUGACAGCGGUGGUGUGGAAGGGCUGUCGAAUUUUUGCGGCGGCGGCACUAAGUUUGACGGCGGUGAUGUGGGAGCGCUGCCGAAUUUCUACGGCGGCGACACUAAGUUUGACGGUGGUGGUGCGGAAGCGCUGUCGAAUUUCUGCGGCGGCGGCACUAAGUUUGACGGCGGUGGAGCGGGAGCGCUGCCGAAUUUUUGCGGCAGGGGCACUGAGUUUGACGGCAGUAGUGCUGAAGUGCUGCCGAAAUUUUUCACAACAACAAUACAAGAUUUACAGCGGUGGGGAAUGCGACGCGCGAUUAUCAUGCUGAAUGGGUUAGAGAUAGCGACAUCGGAAGCUGAGCCGGUGAUCGAUAUCGUCUGGAACCAACUCCGGAGCCGCGGGCCGCAGGUCAACAUCAUUUUGGAAAGCGACGGAAGCGACAGGGUGAACACGACUAUUCGACUAGGGACGGCUGGGAGAAAGAUUAUCCGUGACACUGUGAUGAAGGAGGUUGCUAGAGGCUCCGCGCCCCAGGCAGACCCCGAGGCCGGGGAACCAGAGAAAGUUUAUGGGAAGCCUAGGAAAAAGGAGCCUACCGACAAGGUCACUGCUGCUAAGAAGAAGUUUAGGUAUCAAAUCCCGAUCUUAACCAUGCCUGAGAUCGAUGACACCCUUAGCAAAUUACUAGGAGCCACGGUGUCGGUAUCGUUUCAGACCAUGUUGCAGGCCAGCCCUAGGCUGCUCAAAGGGCUUAGACAACUGUGGAUUCGAUGGCGGGUAGAGAUAGACGAGAACCCCGAAUCACCGGAAGAGGAAAGGGAAAAGGAAGCUCCGCAAGAAGUUACUAACCUUCAAAGGAGUCACGAGGAUUUUGAAGAACUCGAUAAGGCCUUUGCGGACAUCCGCCUGAGCUUGCCAAACCGAGAAGGCGGCGAGGUCAAGAGGGCACCUCCCGGAACAAAGCUUAGCUUCCAUGCACUGCCCGUGGGAAAGUUGAAAAUCCAGAUUGGGACUCAUCAUACUGACGCAUUAGUAGACGGAGGAGCGGAAAUCACUCUCAUAAGAAGAGACUUCGCAACAAUCACGGGCUGUACGGUAAAUAAGGAAGUAACAGGGAGUAUCCGGGGAGCUGGUGGGGAAAUUCCGUUCGCUGGGUAUGUCACGAAAUGUGUGGUCAAAGCAGGAGUCCGGGAGUCGAUCUGGUCGUUUCAGCGGAUGACCGUAAUGGAGAAGAUGGACUACGACAUAAUCCUCGGGAGGCCAUGGUGCGCCAACGUAGAAAUGAUAGGCAUGCACUUGCACGAUGGCACAUACAUGGUAGAUAUAGAGGACCCCGUGACCGGCCGGAGGGAGCUUCUCCGACUCCUCGGGACGGGAGGAAACCCUCCGAAGGGGAAGUUAGCAACAUGGUCGCCGACAUUCGAAGACGGCGCACAUAAGGGAGCUUUUGCGCGAAUGGAAGGUAUGAGAGAAAGGGUAGAGAUUAUGAUAGAGGAGGCAUUCAAUAAGAAAGAAUGGAUCAAGAUGGGUCUGCCCCAGAAGAAGAGAAGGCAAGAGGACAAAGUCUUAGGUGUUGUGGUGGCAGAAAGGGAAUCAGAAGUCGAACUCGGAGCCAGCCUUUCUAGACGGAAAGAGGUGCGGAAAGAGGUACCGGAAAUCGCGCUCGAAAUCCCCGACGUAUUGCAACUCAUCAAAGCCAUCAGGUAUCACAAAGUAGGGGUGGAUCCGACGACACUAGCCAAGUUUGAAGGAGAAGUGCAGAAGGGGUAUUGUCUGAAUGGGAAAAUAGUCAGACUAGGAAGAAAGCAUGAGAAAAGUAAAAAUGGAAUUGGCAACGGGAAUGAUAGUAGGGCGAUCAACAGGCCUACCAAAGGGGGAGGAGCGGGACCAAGUCGAGAGAGGAGGACUGCAAAGAGAACAUUGUACAUAGGGUACAUGUCCAAACAUGUAGUAGGCAGGGGAACGAGAAAACAAGUGUGUAGAGGGCCCUCGCCUCUCGGAAAGGGGGAAGGGAUAUAUAUCUCAUCAGGGAGUGAGAGCGAGGAAGAGAAAGCGGAUAUGGCGGAAAGGGCUCAGGCCUCUGACGAGGGAGGGGCAGCGAGAGGCGAGCAGCAUGAGUCUUGGCAUGGGGAAAGCGAGGGGAUACAUGACAUGUGCGGCGGACACGAAGAUAAGGAAGGAAGAACGGAAAACCCGCGUGAAGAGCGGAACGGCCAUGACAGUUGUGAAGGGAGAUACUCGGACUUUGAAGAGGGAUAUGAGAGGAGGGCAGAGAUCCCCUAUAACUUGGAUCCAAAGAACUUCACGGGUGAGUUCAGCCCCAUACUGACGGAAGAGGAGGUGAUGAGGAGGAGGAAGUACAAGAGGUCAUAGAGAUCAAGAGUGGCGAUGAGAGGGAUGAAAUCUCAAGGCCUAGAGAAGAGAGGCGACACCCGAUGCGUCAGCCGCGU
Molecule: messenger RNA, 3816 nt
Organism: Chara braunii
Lineage: Eukaryota; Viridiplantae; Streptophyta; Charophyceae; Charales; Characeae
Source: the annotation of a GenBank genome assembly